Hyposmocoma kahamanoa is the source of this 2161-nucleotide messenger RNA. RefSeq names its product UDP-glucuronosyltransferase 2B1-like. The record is from RefSeq and is a predicted model, not a curated record. The transcript is spliced from 8 exons. NCBI's taxonomy places the organism in Eukaryota, Metazoa, Arthropoda, Insecta, Lepidoptera, Cosmopterigidae. Gene Ontology annotation, molecular function: UDP-glycosyltransferase activity. The coding region runs from base 74 to 1633 and encodes 519 amino acids.
AAUUGUGUCGACGCCACAGUCAUUCGUGAUCGCAACGCCACACAGACUGAAGCGCUGAAAAUUAUCUUACAAAAUGGUUUAUUUAAAAAUAGUAUUAAUGGCGUUCAUUGUAAGCUUGAGCAAUGCUUAUAAGAUUUUAGUGGUGUUUCCAAUACCUGGUGCGAGUCAUUCAAUAUUGGGUCAGGGUUACGUUAAUCUUCUUUUAAAAGCUGGACACGAGGUGACAUACGUUACUCCAAUAUUUAUGCAAAAUCCACCGGCAAAUCUCCGCCAAAUAAACGUAACGGAUAACUUCCAAGUUUUUGCUCAAGGUGAUUAUUUUGAUAUUGAAAAGCUAUUACGUAAAGAAGUUGACUUAAAAGACAUCCAUACGUUGUUCAAGCUUAUGUACACUGUAUCCAAAUCUACUCUUAUAAACAAGAAUAUUCAGAAGUUAUUAAAUGAUCCUAAGGAAGAAUUCGAUGUAGUUAUUGCCGAAUGGAUGUUCAAUGAAAUAUACUCGGGUUUUGCAGGUGUAUACGGAUGUCCAUUGAUAUGGUCGUCUUCCGUAGAGCCUCACCAAAUGGUGCUUUCGUUAAUCGACGAAGCACCUAACCCGGCUUACUCGACAAACGCGCUUUUGGCUUCAGGCGAUGUGCCACCGUUCACGUUUAUGCAACGUGUUAGUAAAUUGUGGGAAUUUGUAACUGCUAGAUUCUACAAAUGGUGGGUAACCGGUGUGGAGACUGAAAUAUAUGAAAGUGGGUUCAGAUCAGCGGCCCUUAAGAGAGGCAGAGUUUUGCUUCCAUUCAGUGAAGCUAAAUACAAUGCUUCCCUAAUGUUAGGAAAUUCCCAUGUAUCUCUAGGCCAGGCUAUUAGGUUACCUCAAAAUUACAUUCCGAUCGCAGGGUACCAUAUUGACAGCAACAUCGCCCCUCUACCGGAGGAUUUGCAAAAAAUUAUGGAUAACGCUAAACAUGGAGUGAUCUACUUUAGCUUGGGUACAAUGCUGCAAAGUUCGAAAUUACCGCAAUCGAUAAAGGCGGGGGUACUGGACGUAUUCAGGGAAUUAAAGCAGACUGUUAUUUGGAAAUUCGAAGAGCAAUUACCAAAUCGACCUCAAAACGUACACAUAGUACGUUGGGCUCCGCAGCAGAGUAUAUUAGCUCACCCUAACUGUGUCCUCUUUAUAACACACGGUGGACUAUUAUCUACAACGGAGACCAUAUACUGGGGCAUACCAGUAAUUGGCAUGCCGAUGUUUGCUGACCAGUUCAAUAACGUGGACACAGCCGUGCACAAAGGGUUUGCGAAAAGGGUUGACCUCGAUCUUGAAACCCCUGCCAAUUUAAAGGCAGCCAUUAACGACAUUCUCGGGAAUCCUAGAUACAGGGAAAGAGUAAAAGAGCUAUCUUUUGUAUAUCACGAUCGGCCAGUACCACCGAGCAAGGAGUUGGUGCACUGGGUGGAGCAUGUGGUGAAAACUCGCGGCGCGCCUCACCUGCGCUCGCCUGCGCUGGACGUGCCUUGGUACCAGAAGAUGUAUCUUGAUUUACUUGUUUGCAUCAUGGCGUUAUUAUUUACUCUUCAUAUUAUUGUCAAGAAGCUAAUAUGUAAUAGAAGUUCUGUUACCACAGAAAAAAAGAGAAGUUGAGAAAUAUAUAUAAAUAUAAUACGGCAUCCUAAAUUAAAAUCCAAAAUACGGCAUCUUAAAGUAAAAUGAUAGAAUAUAUAGUAAAUUAAAUAACAAUUAUUAUUACAUACACAUAUAUUUGAUGUUUUGUUUGCAUUUAAAUUUCAUAUUAAAACAUGUAUAUUUCUAUCUACUGGUUUGCUCCUCUCUCCUUUCCAUUAUAUUGCGUGCCCGAAGGGGUCCAUAAUAUUGGUCUUUGUUGUAUUGUCUUAUAUUAUGGUUUUGCAAUAAAAUAUUGAGCAUUGAGUAUUGAGUAUCCUCAAUAACAAAGUGGCUUAAUUCGUAAAUUAAUAUUUUUGGGAACUGUCAAAAGUCACGUACGCAAUAGAAAUGCUAUUACAAUUGUAACUCAAAAUAUGUGAAAUUCAAGAUUAUAUAAUUUCUGAACGUAAAACUUGAUUCUCUACACUUCGGUAAAAUAUUUUAAGAAACAUUUAAAAAAUAUGUACUACUUAACUUAGAAUGAGACAAUCUUUUUGUGAGCUAGUU